This is a messenger RNA of Pteropus alecto (black flying fox), 4118 nucleotides long. RefSeq names its product solute carrier family 4 member 1 (Diego blood group) (gene SLC4A1). Lineage: Eukaryota; Metazoa; Chordata; Mammalia; Chiroptera; Pteropodidae. The transcript has 20 exons. Gene Ontology annotation, molecular function: bicarbonate transmembrane transporter activity; monoatomic anion transmembrane transporter activity; solute:inorganic anion antiporter activity. The coding region runs from base 142 to 2916 and encodes 924 amino acids. Gene Ontology annotation, cellular component: basolateral plasma membrane; plasma membrane. Gene Ontology annotation, biological process: bicarbonate transport; monoatomic anion transport; regulation of intracellular pH. The record is from RefSeq and is a predicted model, not a curated record.
GUGAGCUCAGUUGGUAGCAGAGGGCACCAGUGGCUGCAGGAGUUCCCAGAGGGACCCCAAGGCUCGUGAGCAGGGGCCCGCAGUGCGGGUUAUGCUGGGGGCUCGGAUCCCUGUGGACAAUCGGACAAUCAGGACAGCACCAUGGGGGAUUCGCUGGACGAUUAUGAGGAGGGACUGGAGGAGAUUCCAGAGCAGGAGGAAUAUGAAGACCUGAGCAUUCCUGUGCCUCAGAUAGAGGAGCCAGAAGCUCACUUCACCGAGCCUACAGCCACCGAGCCUACAGCCACAGACUACCACACCACAUCGCACCGGGGCACCCACGAGGUCUAUGUGGAGCUUCAGGAACUAGUGAUGGAUGAGAAGAAUCGGGAACUGCGAUGGAUGGAAGCAGCACGCUGGGUUCGGCUAGAGGAGAACUUGGGGGAGGACGGGGCCUGGGGCCGCCCGCACCUGUCUUAUCUCACCUUCUGGAGCCUCCUGGAGCUGCAGAGAGCCUUCGCCAAGGGAACUGUCCUCCUGGACCUGUCAGAGACCUCCCUGGCCGGAGUGGCCAACCAGCUGCUGGAUAGGUUUAUCUACGAGGAUCAGAUCCGGCCUCAGGACCGAGACGAGCUGCUCCGGGUCCUGCUGCUCAAACACAGCCAUGCGGGAGACCUAGAGGCCCUGGGGGGUGUGAAGCCCACAGUCGUGACGCGUUCAGGGGACCCCACACAGCCUCUGCUCCCCCAACAACCCUCGCUGGAGACACAGCUCUUCGGUGAACAGGGAAAGGGGGACAUAGAAGGGCGCUCAUCAUCUGGAAUUUUGGAAAAGAUCCCCCCGGACUCUGAGGCCACCCUUGUGCUAGUAGGCCGCACCACCUUCCUGGAGCGGCCGGUGCUAGGCUUCGUCCGGCUGCAAGAGGCUGUGGAGCUGGAGGACGCCGUGGAGCUGCCCGUGCCCGUGCGCUUCCUCUUCGUGCUGCUGGGACCUGAGGCCCCUUACAGAGACUACACCCAGCUGGGUCGGGCAGCUGCCACUCUCAUGUCGGAGAGGGUGUUCCGCACGGACGCGUACGUGGCCCAGAGUCCGAGGGAGCUGGUGCACUCUCUGGAGGGCUUCCUGGACUGCAGUCUGGUGCUACCCCCCUCGGACGUUCCCUCGGAGCAGGCGCUGCUCAGCCUGGUGCCUGUGCAGAAGGAGCUGCUGCGAAGACGCUAUCUGCCCAGCCCCGCCAAGCCAGACCCCAGCUUCUACAAGGGCUUAGAUUUGAAUGGGGGUCCAGGGGUCCCUGGUGGCCCAGAUGACCCUCUACGACGAACAGGAAAACUCUUCGGGGGCCUGGUGCGUGACCUAGAACGCCGCUACCCCCGCUACUUGAGUGACAUCACAGACGCACUCAGCCCCCAGGUCCUGGCUGCCGUCAUCUUCAUCUACUUUGCGGCCCUGUCACCGGCCAUCACCUUCGGUGGCCUCCUGGGAGAGAAGACCCAGAACCAGAUGGGGGUGUCGGAGCUGCUGACUUCCACUGCGAUACAGGGCAUUCUCUUUGCUCUGCUGGCGGCUCAGCCCCUGCUUGUGAUUGGCUUCUCAGGGCCCCUGCUCGUGUUUGAGGAAGCCUUCUUCUCGUUCUGUGACAGUAAUGGCCUGGAGUACAUCGUGGGCCGCGUGUGGAUCGGCUUCUGGCUCAUCCUGCUAGUGAUACUGGUGGUGGCCUUCGAAGGCAGCUUCCUGGUCAGCUUCAUCUCCCGCUACACUCAAGAGAUCUUCUCCUUCCUCAUCUCCCUCAUCUUCAUCUAUGAGACCUUCAGCAAGCUGAUCAAGAUUUUCCAGAGGCACCCACUGCAGAAGCAUUAUUACCACAACGUGACGAUAGAUCCCAAAGAUCAGGCCCCUCUGCCCAACACAGCCCUCCUCUCCCUUGUGCUCAUGGCCGGCACCUUCUUCUUCGCCAUGAUACUGCGCAAGUUCAAGAACAGCUCUUAUUUCCCUGGCAAGCUGCGACGGGUUAUCGGAGACUUCGGGGUUCCUAUCUCCAUCCUGAUUAUGGUCAUGGUGGAUUUCUCCAUCCAGGACACCUACACCCAGAAACUCAGUGUGCCUAAAGGCUUUGAGGUGUCCAAUCCCUCGACCCGGGGCUGGUUCAUACACCCACUGGGCUUGCACUCCCAUUUUCCCAUCUGGAUGAUGUUCGCCUCCGCCCUGCCUGCACUGCUGGUCUUCAUCCUCAUCUUCCUUGAGUCCCAGAUCACCACGCUGAUUAUCAGCAAACCAGAGCGCAAGAUGGUCAAGGGCUCCGGCUUCCACCUGGACCUGCUGUUGGUCAUUGGCAUGGGUGGAGUGGCUACCCUCUUUGGGAUGCCAUGGCUCAGUGCCACCACUGUGCGUUCUGUCACCCACGCCAAUGCCCUUACCGUCAUGGGCAAAGCCAGCGCCCCGGGGGCUGCAGCCCAGAUCCAGGAGGUCAAGGAGCAGCGGAUUAGCGGGCUCCUAGUUUCUGUGCUCGUGGGCCUGUCCAUCCUCAUGGGACCCAUCCUGUCCCACAUCCCUCUGGCUGUGCUAUUUGGCAUCUUCCUCUACAUGGGAGUCACAUCCCUCAGCGGCAUCCAGCUCUUUGACCGGAUCUUGCUUCUCUUGAAGCCACCCAAGUACCACCCAGACUUGCCCUAUGUCAAGCGGGUAAAGACCUGGCGCAUGCAUUUGUUCACGGGCAUCCAGAUCAUCUGCUUGGCAGUGCUAUGGGCAGUGAAAUCUUUCCCGAGCACCUCGCUGGCCCUGCCCUUCGUCCUUAUCCUCACAGUGCCCCUGCGCCGCCUCCUGCUGCCACUCAUCUUCAGGAACCUGGAGCUCCAGUGUCUGGAUGCCGAUGAUGCCAAACCAACCUUUGAUGAAGAGGAAGGUCAGGAUGAAUAUGAUGAGGUGCCCAUGCCUGUGUGAGGGGAAGACCCAGGCCCCCUCCACCAUUCUCCUGCUUCGCUGUCUCAGGAAAAGCAGAAUUUCAUGGGCAUCUCAUGGACUCCCAGGUCCCUCCUGAAGCAAAAGCUGAGGCCCCAGGGUUGUGGGUGGGGGAACGAAGUCUAGGAAACCUUCCACGAUGGGUUAGACUGGCUUUUCUAGCUGGAAAUGGCCAGUGGAACCCACAUCAGGGCAUUAGCUUUACAGCCCGUCCUGUUGCCACAUUGCCACAUGGGGAUAAGCUGUUGGGAGUCUUGGAUCUAAGCCUCACCUCCUCAUGGCACAGACAGGGGUAGUAGUGAGGGUAGAAGCUGGUGGAGGUGGGUUCAAGUUCCUGCUUGCUGAGUGACCUUGGGUAAGUUCCUUAACCUCUUCAGACUCUGCUUCUUCUUCUGUAAAAUGGGUAUAUUGAUAAUAAUACUCACAUUCCUGGAGGAUCAAAGAUAAAUGUGAACAAAGGGCUUUGUAAAAUCUGAAAGGACUAUCAUGCAGUAGUCAUCAUGCUUCUUCAAGCCUGUCCAAGGUCACACAGCCAUACAGCUGGGAUCUGAACCAGGUCUCCUGACUCUGAGGCCAGAGCUCUGUGCUCUACUUCAGUCAUCCACCUUCCCACGCUUAGAGAUGUCCUUGCUGACUCCUCCCUCCCUCUUCUCUGCUCCCACCCUCUACCUGGGGUCUCUUUUCUCUGGAGCAGAAGGAGGUGUCCUUGUGAGGGCAAGGUGCAUGUGAGGAGACAAUCAGGCCUGUGACUCAGCACUCCUAAGUACUUGCUUCCUUCCUCCCCCCAUGCUCUCAUUCAUUCACUCAUUCAUUCAUUCCACAAACAUUUACUGAGGCCCUGGACCCUGUGGACACGGAGGUGACUGAGACAAGACCCUACCUAAGAGUGGGGGGCAGGGGAGCAACACACAAUCUGUUCUAUAUUUGGAUGGGGGUUGGAGGGAGGGAGGAGAUGGGGAGGGGAAGGGGAGGGAGGUUUGUAAUUUAUUGAUUAUGUAUUUUCUCAGAGCUAUCAUUGUACUUUGGCUUCCCACACAUGCCCAUGCCCCCCAUUAGAGAUCCACUGUCCCACCCAACCCCACCCAAGCCGAAUCUUGGGGAGAACCUAGAUUUGACCAAUUGGGAUAGGAGACAGCAGGUUCUGCAGAACAUGGACAAAAUUUAUUUAAAAAAAAAACAAAACC